This is a messenger RNA of Choloepus didactylus (southern two-toed sloth), 4407 nucleotides long. Its product is annotated as cadherin-1-like. Gene Ontology annotation, molecular function: calcium ion binding; cadherin binding. The record is from RefSeq and is a predicted model, not a curated record. Lineage: Eukaryota; Metazoa; Chordata; Mammalia; Pilosa; Megalonychidae. The transcript has 17 exons. Gene Ontology annotation, cellular component: adherens junction; catenin complex; plasma membrane. Bases 1 to 2832 code for a protein of 943 amino acids. Gene Ontology annotation, biological process: multicellular organism development; adherens junction organization; calcium-dependent cell-cell adhesion.
AUGGGCGCUCUGCGCCAGCAACCUUUUCGCGCUCUUGCUGCUGCUGCAGGUGCGGGGCGCGCCAAGCUGCAGGCCCCGGGGACUCCAGGUGCAGGGGUACGCAUGGGGCUUGGGACGGGACCUUGCAGUGGGGCAUGGAGCAGGGUGGGGCUCGGGAUACGGAAACGGGGGAGCCGCGGUGCGAGUGAGGGAGAAGCCAGGGGUAGUGGGGCCAGUCCGCAGAGGUCUCGUCGUGGCUCUGCGCGGAGCCGGAGCCCUGCCGCCCUGGCUUUGGUGCAGAGAGCUACACACGUUCACCGUGCCCCGGCCGACACCUGGAGAGAGGGCCGCUUCCUGGGCAGAGUGAGUUUUGAAGGAUGCACUGGCCGACCAAGGACAGCCUAUUUUUCCGAUGACGCCCGAUUCCAAGUGGCCUCAGAUGGUGUGGUUUCAGUUAAACGGCCUCUGCAACUUCAUAACCCGGAGACCAGUUUUCUUGUCUCUGCCUGGGACUCCGCCCGCAGAAAGUUCUCCACAAAAGUUACGCUGAAGACAACCGGGCACCAUCACCGCCACCAACAUCAUCAUGAUCCUCUCCCUGGACCCCAGACAGAAGUGCUCGUGUUUCCCAGCUCCCACAGUGGUCUCCGAAGGCAGAAAAGAGACUGGGUUAUCCCUCCUAUCAACUGCCCAGAAAAUGAAAAAGGCCCAUUUCCUAAAAACCUCGUUCAGAUCAAAUCUAACAGGGACAAAGAGACCACGGUUUACUAUAGCAUCACUGGCCAAGGGGCCGACAUGCCCCCUGUCGGUGUGUUUAUUAUUGAAAGAGAAACAGGAUGGCUGAAGGUGACGGAGCCUCUGGACAGAGAACAUAUUGCCAAGUAUAUUCUCUUCUCUCAUGCCGUGUCUUCCAACGGGAAUGCCAUUGAGGACCCGAUGGAGAUUGUGAUCACCGUCAUGGAUCAGAACGACAACAAGCCUGUGUUCACCCAGGAGGUCUUCGAGGGGUCUGUCAUGGAAGGCGCCCUCCCAGGGACCUCUGUGAUGCAGGUCUCAGCCACGGACGCGGACGACGAUGUGAACACCUACAAUGCUGCCAUCGCUUACACCAUGGUCAGCCAAGAGCCCCAGUUGCCUCACAGUGGCAUGUUUAUCAUCAACCGGGACACAGGCGUCAUCAGUGUGGUCACCACCGGGCUGGACCGAGAGUCCGUUCCCACGUAUACCUUGGUGGUUCGAGCAGCUGACCUCCAAGGCGAUGGCUUAAGCACAACAGCAACAGCUGUGAUCACGGUCACUGACACCAAUGAUAACCCUCCCAUCUUCAACCCAACCACGUACCAGGGAACAGUGCCUGAGAACAGAGUUAACGAAGAAAUUGCCACGCUCAAAGUGACUGAUGCCGAUGCCCCCCACACCCCAGCAUGGGAGGCCGUGUACUCCAUAUUAAACGAUAACGAGAGGCAAUUUGUUGUCAUCACAGAUCCAGUAACCAACAAUGGCAUUUUGAAAACAGCUAAGGGCUUGGAUUUUGAGGUCAAACAGCAGUACAUUCUAUUUGUGACAGUGGAGAACGUGGACCCCUUUGUGGUCACUCUCGCCACCUCCACAGCCACAGUCACUGUGGACGUGAUAGAUGUGAACGAGGCUCCCAUCUUCAAUCCCCCCGUCAAGAGAGUGGAAGUGCCCGAAGACUUUGGCGUAGGCUUGGAAAUCACAUCCUACACUGCCCAGGACCCAGACAAGUUUAUGGAACAGAAGAUAACGUACCGGAUUUGGAGGGAUGCGGCCAACUGGCUGGAGAUUAACCCCGACACUGGUGCCAUUUCCACUCGGGCUGAGUUGGACAGGGAGGACAUCGAGCACGUGAAGAACAGCACGUACACAGCCCUCAUUAUAGCUACCGACAAUGGUUCUCCACCUGCUACUGGAACGGGAACCCUUCUGCUGACCCUCUCUGAUGUGAAUGACAAUGCUCCUAUACCAGACCCUCGAAAACUGUUCUUCUGCCAGAAGGACCCACAGCCUCAUAUAAUAAACAUCCUUGAUCCAGAUCUUCCCCCCAAUACUUCUCCCUUCGUUGCAGAACUAACACAUGGGGCAAGUGUCAACUGGACCAUCGAAUACAACGAUGCAGCCCAAGAGUCUCUCAUUCUGAAGCCAAAGAAAAGCUUAGAGCAGGGUGACUUCAAAAUAAAUCUCAAGCUCAUCGAUAACCAGAACAAAGACCAGGUGACUACCUUAGAUGUCAUUGUAUGUGACUGUGAAGGGGUCGUUCACAACUGUAAGAGGAAUGCAGCAUUCGCUGAAGCCGGAUUGCAAGUUCCUGCCAUUCUGGGCAUUCUUGGAGGAAUCCUUGCUUUGCUGAUCCUGAUUCUGCUGCUUCUACUACUUAUUCGGAGGAGAAGGGUGGUCAAAGAGCCCUUACUGCCCCCAGAAGAUGACACUCGGGACAACAUUUAUUACUAUGAUGAAGAAGGAGGUGGAGAAGAGGACCAGGACUUUGACUUGAGCCAGUUGCACAGGGGCCUGGAUGCUCGGCCAGAAGUGACUCGCAAUGAUGUGGCGCCAACCCUUCUGAGUGUGCCCCAGUACCGUCCCCGCCCUGCCAAUCCCGAUGAAAUUGGAAAUUUUAUUGAUGAAAACCUGAAGGCGGCUGAUAGUGACCCCACUGCCCCCCCUUACGACUCUCUGCUGGUGUUUGACUAUGAAGGAAGUGGUUCUGAAGCCGCCAGCCUGAGUUCCCUGAACUCCUCCGAGUCGGACCGAGACCAGGACUAUGACUACUUGAAUGAGUGGGGCAAUCGCUUCAAGAAGCUGGCGGAUAUGUACGGAGGUGGCGAGGAUGACUAGAGGACUCGAGGGAGAGGGGGUGCGACAUAUCCCUGUACCCAUGUGAUAGGAAACAGAGGCAGUGUCUCUGGUGGUUUUUUCAGCUCCUUCCAUUUGAGAUGAGUUUUUGUAAAAGGGACACCGGGAUCCUUCACACAGUUAGGAAAGUUAUGAUUUCCACUUUAUAGAUCUCAUCUGUGUUUUAGAAAGGUUUUGACUUAUUUCUUGAAUCUUUUUUUUUCUUUCAUCACCCUUUUACAUGGUGAUGAUGUCUUAUUAAAAUUUUUGCAUUUCAAAACAACAGCUUUAGCAUCAAAAGGUUCUGCUACCACCUUGCAGAUUUCCUUAAGGGCUUUGUCUCACUUUUAAAAGGAAGGAAGGCCCACCUGACCUAUUUCUGUUAUUUUAUGUAUUUGGGGAAAAAAAAAUUAAGGUUGUAUGCUUUUUCCUUCAUCACUGCACUGGUGUCCCACGUUCUAAUAUUGCUCUUGCUCCCGAAUUCUAUUACAUUGCCCCAGAUGGGAAUUCUCAAUCACAGCAUCACCUGGACCCUUUUAGGAUAAGAGGUUUGUGUCUUAUUCUGGCCAUAUCUCAACUGAGUAUUGGGUACUCAUAAGACCUUUAACAGUUUUUCCUUUUCAUCUCCUGAGGAUGUAACUUGAAACAGGCAUCUAUCCAUUUACUUGUUCUGGGUAAGACUGUUUAUGAUGUGAAUGUCAUUAUGGGGCACUUUGGUUGUAAACAGAGUAGAAAAUGUGAUUUUUUUUUCAGGUGCCACUUAAUUUUUAAUGUAUGUUUAUCACUAAACAAGAGAGUGAUACAUUCUGAGACUUAGUGCCUAAAGUGCUACAGCCAAAGAUGGAAGACGCCCUAUUACAGCAGAGGGGAAGCUUGAACAAAAGGCUUGGAGAUGGGAGGAGAGGUUGUCAUGAGCCUGGUAGUUUAGCAAAAAAUGCCGAGUAUGGUUGAGGUAGGGUUACCCCUACCCCUGAAAAUUCUGGAAGAAUGGAGGAAAAUCAAAAUAAAUCCUUAUACCUUGGAUUGUAAAUGAAACACAGAAUUCCCAAGUGUCUGCUUUUGAUCAUGUCUACAGAAAAUGCUAGCUGAUGUGGACAUAUUUGUCCCAGAUUUGAGGUAUAUGUAGAAAACUGAGAAUAUUAGAAAACCGGAAUUUUUUCUUACGAGCAGUAAGACAGAACUGCCCUAAAGGGUGUGUUAAGCAAAAGGGGAGGCGGGGUGGGUGGGGAUCAGGGACACAAUUUGGAUUUUCUUUUAGAGGAAAGAAUUUCAAGGAACUUGACAACCACAAGAAAGAGUUUUAUCUAAAUCGCUUUACUACCUGUCAUCUGUUUUUAGAAGAAAAAAAAAUCUCUUCAAUCACUUCCUGGAAUUGUCUUGAUUUUUCUGCAGUUUAAACUAUCUAAUGUAGCUCUGUAUAGAGAUUGUCACUAUAGUCUUGUUUGAGUGUUUAUGUGUGUGGGUGUUGAUAAUUUUGUAUUUUCAUUGGGGGUGGAAAAAGAAUACAAUUCAAGCUGAGAAAAUUAUUCUCAAAGAUGCAUUUUUAUAAAUUUUAUUAAAAAAUUUUGUUAAACCAUU